CGAGUGAGCGACUGGGCGCGGAGGUCCCCUCCUUCCUCGCUCGAGUCUGCCAGCUCCCGCUCGCUCCCUACCCACUCCCGGGGGGCUGUUCUGUGGCGCGGCCGCCGCGGCCACCGCUUCUUUCACACUUUAGUUGCGAGCGGCGCGCCGCGCUCAGUGACUGGAGAGCUGGCCGCACGCCGCCUUCCCGCACGCACUCACGCGGUCCCGGCUCCGGGGCUUUCUGCUUUUACUCCGGACGGCGGGGAGGAGGGGGAGCCCCGGCCACACUGUGGGAAGGAGGAGGACGUGGAAGAGGGAGGAAGAGAACGGGCGAGGAGGCCAGGGGCGGGGGGCGGGGGGCUUGCCACCUUCAGCCCCCCCCCGCGAGCGCCCAAGGUGCACGCACUGUGACCAACGCAACGACGAAGUGGAUUUCCUUUGUGUUUAAAGAGAGAAGAAGAAAAAUGUCCCCGUGUCUGUAGAGAUGAUUUGCAGUUCAGCCCGGCUGAAGCUGACCGAAUGAGACUAUGGGCUGUGCCUCUGCCAAGCAUGUUGCUACUGUUCAAAAUGAAGAGGAGGCUCAGAAAGGGAAGAACUACCAGAACGGAGAUGUGUUUGGCGAUGAGUAUAGAAUCAAACCCGUGGAAGAGGUCAAAUACAUGAAAAACGGAGCAGAAGAGGAGCAGAAAAUAGCAGCCAGGAACCAAGAAAACCUGGAAAAAAGUGCCAGCUCGAAUGCGAGGCUUAAAACUAAUAAAGAAGUCCCUGGAUUGGUCCAUCAACCCAGAGCAAACAUGCACAUCUCUGAAAGCCAACAAGAAUUCUUCAGAAUGCUGGAUGAAAAAAUUGAAAAGGGUCGGGAUUACUGUUCUGAAGAAGAGGAUAUUACAUAGCAUCGGUUCUCCUACUCAGACCAGGAGCUACUACUGUGUAAAUAGGUUACACCCCAGUUGAAGCCUUUGCAAAGGUCGGUUCUCUUCACUGAACAGCACUAUAGCAAACGAAGACCGUUCCAUAUCGUAUGCCCCAUUAAAUUACAGUGUUUCUUAAUGAACCUGCAAAGGAAUAUUGCUAAACACAAACAUACACAUACAAAAAAAAAAAAACUGUUCUGGAACUUUCUUUGUUGCUGCUAGUUAAAACUUGUUGCAACUUUUCACUUCUCUCGUGUCCAAGUAUGCAGCAGAAUUCUGCAGUUCACCUUAAAGAUACUAUUGGUUUUCUGAUGCUCUCCGGCCUGUUUUCUAUAAGAUGUAGUGAUGAACUCUGAUACAGACUUCAGUCCUAGCCUGGUUCUGCUUUGAAGUCAAGCUUCUCUUCCCCUCUUUCCUCCUUAUCCAUCUCUUCCAAGUGGUCCAGAGAUGGCCUGAGCCUUGCUUCUCACUGGUUAAUGUAGGUCUUUGGAGAUGGGAUGGUGGCCAUGGUGAGCCUUGUUUCACUGCUCAAAAGUUGAAGAGCCACGGUUGGUUAAGAGCAUGUUGUGCCCUGACUCCAGGAAGUGACACCGGAGUGAGCAGCAGGUCGUGCCACUUACCAGGACUCUUAGUGCAGGGUGAAGCUUGUAGCAUUGGCUUUGCUCAGAUGCAAAUGGAAGUGUGACCACAAUCAUUUUGAAUCCCUCCUCCUCACUUUUUUUUCUAAGAAAUAAACAUUUUACUGUUUUUAUGUAUCCUUGUCUUCUCCCAUUCAUCCAGGUUGAAAUCUCCCAUUUUAAGAUGAUCCUAAGUGUGGAAGUUAAGCCCUUCACAGUGACACUGAUGAGCAGCCUAAAUGGCUCCCCACCCUUCUGUUGAUAUCUGCCUGGUUUGGAAGGGCUGUGAGUGGUCAGAAGAGAUGAGGGAACAACCCUGUGACUUCUUAGGGCUGGAAACCACCUGACUUUUGGUUUUAUUAGGUCUUAAAGCACGCUGUUUUCUAAUUCUCCCCCUUCAAAAUGCUACGUGAGCCUUGCCACGUCCUUCCAUUGUGUUUCCAGCACCAGUAGUAUGGGUGAAAGGUGUCUGCCUAAAGGAAAACAGGACAGUCACACGGUCAUGCCAUUUGGAGAUGUGGAAGCCGAAAGUCCCUGGUGGUGGGGAGUGUUGACUACGUGUUCAGUAGAGUUUAUUUUUCCAUACUAUAUGAAGAGAAUGGUCUCUUCUCAAAGACAGAAGUAAUAUUUUUAACAAAUAUUGUCACAAGUAAAUAGCAAUCAAAAGGAGAAAAUAACUUUUGUAUUUUUUUAUCAUGUUUGAUAGCUUUGAUGAGGGUUCUCUUUGUUACUUUCAGGGGAGGGCACCCUAUUCAAUGCCAUGCCAGCAUGCCAGCAGUCCAGGGUUGGGUUUAUCCUCACACACACACACACACAGGAAUGCUGUGUUUUUCAUUUUGAGGGUUGUGAGUUUCAGGGCCUCACUAUCAGCCACAAUGCCACCUUUGGAAGGUGGAAUAGUUACCAGAGGGACAGUUAAGAUGUUCCCAGUUGUCAGAAGGUGUCCGCCGCAGAAUAGAAUCGGGAGCUAAAUUGGUUCUUGCCGAAAUGAGCCUUGACUUUUAAAUCUGUCCACAGAAUGUCAAGAUCUCCUGUUAGACCCAGGGCGACAAAAGUGAGGGAGAGAAAAUGCAGCCGAGUGCUAUGGAAAAUGGACCCGAGUGUAAGCAACAAAAUUCCGUAAUUCUUGCAGCCAGCAGCAGCUAUUUUGGGGAGCAGCUGUGGUUGUUACAUAAAUAGAGUUGCAGCCAGAAGCUAAGGCUUUUUUAUCCAGCUUCAAGCAGAAAAAUGCAGGGAGAGUCAAGUAGUCUAGGGUUUUAAGUUCCCUCCCCUUGUACGGUUUUGGCCAAAGGACAAAAAUAGUUUUCCUCAACUGUAAAUGAACUGCUAAGCCCCACCUCAGCUUGUUCACUGGAGACUUUGUUCGCUGUUCUGUGGACGGCCUUUUCUGGAUUCUCGUGUUCUUACCGCGCAAGAACGAGACGAAUGGUAACGUCUUCCACGUGACUCCUCUGCUCGUGUCUUAAGACAGUGUCUUCCCAGAACGUCAACACCCUCAACCUGGAGAUGAAACACCCGUGUCCUUUGCCUCAGUCACGUUUAGCAUUUUUGGAUGUUACCCAUGUCUCUUGGGAACCUGACUUUCAAGUGUUAAUAAAACCCUAAGUGCUGUUUAGGAAGCAGCAGUUUUCACAGUUCUGUCUCCUGUGUUUCACACUGGAUACCUCCUCGCUGUACAGAAGUGAUUUCAUCUUCAGACACAUUUGGUACCUCUAGAAAUAGGUCCAAGAAAUGGGAUGGUUGAGUGGGUUGGCAUGAAGUGGCUUAACUAUGUUAGCAACACUCAAAACUCUCUGUUUUCCAUUUGUUGGUUUGAAUCAUAAAAUUGUCAAGUGAUUUGUGUUUGUACUUUAUUUUUCUAUACCUUCUGGAAGGAUCUCAGUUAAAAAUAGCCACUCUACCCCCCACAUCAGGACGUAAUGGGAAGAAUUACCCAGUAUAUCUGCUGGUGCAUCUUGCUAGUUGUCAUGUCUGUAGGACUUGGGAGUUGGAAGGAAGGGGGAAGGGAAGGAAUUGGCUUGGUGGAUGCAGGAAGAAAACUGUUGAAAAUGGACAGAAAGCCGUUUUGAAGAGCCUUUGGGGGGGCAGUGUGCUAGGGCCGUUGGUCUAGUGGCCAGGGGGUGGAGCGGGUCUGCUGGCGAGAUCUGCAUCUGGGUUACACACGCCUCGUGUCCUCCAAGCCAUAGAGUUGUAAAGGCUCAGCCAUGUGUGCGCAGCUUUCUUUUGCUUGGCAGAGAUUCAGGAUCACAGAGUACCGCUCUCAUAAUUGAGUACGUGUUUCUUGCUGGCAGACAGACUCAAAAGUCGCUUUUACCUCCACGAGGCCUCUAGCCUCGGGCAUAAGUGGGAGCAUAGAGUGACAUUAUGGUCUAUUUAGGGACAAAGAAGGGACAAAGUCCAGAAAUGAGAAAACUAGGUCAGCCCCCAGAAACAGCCACACAGUGGCAGGGCUCUCCUGUCUGCUGUGCCCGGGGUGACUCAAGUAAGAAACGCGUGGCCCAGGAAUAGCCUUGGUUCCCACCCCCCUGGUGCCUGUCUGUUCCUCCACUGUGAGGCAUAAAGGUUCUCUGUGUCGUGGGUGUACCCAAGCACCAAGUGGCCAUGCUAGAGAGAUGGCAGCCCAGGAUAGUAAGCCUCGCCCCUAGCUCCCAGGUGGAUGGCCUCUGACACUGAGUUUUAGCUUCGUCCUCCACCCACCCUCAUCACCAUCUUUUUUUCUGUUCCAGCAGGAGUGGUCCUGCAGCCCUGCUAAAAGAGAGUAUACCUUUCCUGAGUACCUCACUCACCCACAGUGCAGGGUGGCAGAGAGAUAAGUCCUGUUUAGACGCUGGCUGAGAAUUUAAAGGUUGCUCCAUCUCUGCUGGUCCCAAGAAAAGACACUUCAUUAAACAUGUUAGUUUUGCAAUAAGAGGGAAUAUCACUUUCUUAAUCCAAAGAAAAUACAAAGAGUCUAGACUUUAAAAUCCAGAUAUUUCCAUUAUAAAAGAUGUAACAAUGGAUAUCGAAAUCCUCUCCCUUGGGCUUCUCUCAAAAGCAAGAGGUGGGGGCGGCAUCACAUUGUGCUCUGUAAUUUCACAUAAGCUCUGCCUUCCUUGCUUUCUCCACCAGAAAGCUCUCUCUGAGCUGUGAAGCGUUACUCCUUUUUAGAAGUUGAUCUCUUUGUUAAGUGACUUAAAACUCCAGUGGAAGAACAAGGCAUGGUCACUAGGUAGGGACUAUGUGUUUUAAAGGCAUAAUGAAAAGAUGGUUGCAAGAGGGCCUUCAGGAUGUCAUGGGUGGUCGGCAGACCCCAGUGUGCCUCUUCCAAGCUGGGUGAGCCCUCUGCCAUUGCUCUGGGGUUGGGAUUCCUUGAGUAAGGUUUGUGGAUCACUUUUGCAGACAAACGGGUGCCUUCCUCUAAUGGGGAAGACGCCUUUGAUUUCUACAGUCACCUUUUCUACUGUCGUGUCUCCAGAAAAAGAAGAUCACAUAUCUGUGGGAGAAUACAUGUCUCUUGUGACAAACCCUGGGGCCCAUUGGUGUCGCCAUGGUUUUCAGAAGAUCCUCUGUCAGAUCUGAGAGCUGAUUUCAUCUUGAGUGGGAAGAGGAAACUAGUAGUCAGUGUUUGUGCUCACUCGGUGCCAGAUGCUGCCCUCAGUAUUCUGUCUUUAGCUCAUGUAUUCUUCAGAACAGACCAUUUACCACACACACACAUGUUCUAAGUAGUGUGUCCUACAUGUUGAACUCAUCUGUCCAUGAUGGUCAUGUUAAAAGAAGGAAAAAUGUCAUUCAAGUAUAGAAUUACUAUUAUUACUACGCACCUUGCAACACUGUGAAGAAAAAAACGCCUUUGGGGGCACCCAUCUUCUAGAGUCUGUCUUUGGCUCCUUACCAGCUUGCUGUCCUCAUGGGGAGUCUUUCUUGGCCUUCGCUAACCCUACGAGUGUCACACAAACCCUGAGAGGCCGCUGGUGACAGAAGAGCUUUGGGGCUCAGAAGGGAAAGACUUGGGGGGAUUUAGACACAUCUUUUCAGCUUCUGAGAAAAGAUGCAGCCUGCACCGCAUUUUGGGUGCUCUUCCCUGGUUUUCCUAGGCUUGUUUCUUCAGAGGUUUGUCCUUUGAAAGAUAAAGGCCUCACCUUUGCAGAGAGAUCUGAGAGGCUCUGAGGAGGAAAGGCAAUGCCUGGACCACUGACUUACGUGGAAAUCCUUUCUAGUGGCCUACGCUUGGAUGAUUCUCUUUCUGAUUGCUGGGUAGGGGGUCUGUAUCUUUCCAGGCUCAUUUAAGCGCCACACCUAGAUGUGACUCAGUGGUGACCUAGAGAGAGUCACUGUGGUCCAAGGUCAGGCCAGCCCAGGAACUCCACAGAGUUCGUCUCCUAGCUCUGUAAAAUCCGCAGGGUAAAAGAUGAGCCAUUUCUGCAGCAGCUGGUGAAGGUGCUACCUGGAGGGACCAACAGAUGCCCUCCUUGACUCACACAGCAAGAUCCCAAAGAAUUUCUUGCCCAAGUUCCUUGGGAAGUAGGUCCCCAAGAUCCUGGUUGCUUCUAACCUAGCAACUUCUAGAUUCCUUCUGGGCAGUGUGGGAAUGGCUCUUAGCUCUUGGAAGCCAGAGAAAUUCCUAAGUCAGGACAGUCCCACUAGGCUGAAGUCUCCUGUAUGACAUUGUCUCUUGCCCUGAAUCCAUUCUUCGUUCCUUCUCAAGGAUUAUUUUUAGAUCAAGCCUUUGGAUUUGACUGAAUAAGAUUUAAAGUAAAAAGAACAGCAGAAACUUAGUGAGACCUGCCUUCAGCUCUCUGGGGUUGAAAAUCAGACCGUAGGGCUUCUUGGCUCAGACCCAGGAGUUUAAAAGAAAAAAAAAGGCAGUCCCUGGCUUGACAUUUCAGUCCAGACAUUCAGGGACCCUUCCCCUUUGACAGGCAAGUGAGCAAAGGGAUGUUUUGCUGGCGAUUCCAAGCCAUAUUUUUUCCAUCCAACAAAAGAUGUAAAUUCAUAAAAAUGACUAUCUGCUUUGCUGGCUAAGACCCAGGCAGUUGCCUUAUUAGGACAUUAAAUUUGGAUCUAUUCUUUUAACACAUACACAAACAUAGAUCGAUAAAGUAAACAUAAAUGCUUAAUCAUAGACAAGCUGGGGGGUGGGGGAUCUGUCUUCUGCCCUUCUGUAAUCACUACAGUAAUGUCUAGGGGAAUAUCCAUAUAAAUGUAAGGACGCUUAAACCGGAAAACCUAGCGACUCCUAGCGACUUGGGAGUGCCAAGGUGUGUGCGUGGUCUUCUUGCCCUGUGCCCUUCUGUGCCUGGUGUCUGCAUGUGUCGGGCUCCCCUGGGCCUCCGUGUGGGUUCUUUGACUCAUGUCCUUUCUCAGCCCACAGUGGGACUGAAGACGCAUGCCAGGCCCAGCCAUAGCAUUGCUCACACAUUCCCAUCCAUUCAUGUGGCCUUGGCUGUGACAUUGCCGCAGCUCCCCUGGGACGCUUGGUUAUCAAUGUGUCGAGUCAGAGUACCUAUCAGUUGUCCUAGGUGUGGUAUAGUUUAGCUCUCUCCUUUCCAGUCGCAGUGUGCAUUCGCCAGAUUAUUUGCACACCUAGUAGGCUCCAAGCUCUGAGCCGAUGGCCAAGCAGUACAGAGGUGAACCAAACAAUUUCCACCCUUCAGGAACCUACCACUAAGGAGAUCUACCUGAGGGAGAUGAGGGAUACUGUGGGGUCAGGAUAGAAUGGUAGCCAGCCAGCUUUGGGCAUAGAAGCUUCCAGAAAAUAGCAGCAAAAUCCUUACUUGUCUGGGCACAGAGGGAAAGUACCAGAAGAAUCAUUCUGAGAGGACAACAUGGGACUUCCCAUGGGUGGAGGGGGCCAUCUGGGGCCUCCUUACAGGGAAAGGGUUGGAGCUUAGGAAUAGCAGAGAAAAGAGAAAAUGAGAACAGGGUAGCAAACCGGGCCCCGGGGCAUUGCUGUGGAUUCGUGGAGAACGAAGGAGAGUUUCAGAAAUCUGCGCUCUUCACUCAGUGUGUGUCCCCGAGAACUAAAUGCGAUCAUUCCCAGAGUGGGAAUUGCCUUCCUUUGGAAAUGCAGAGCUGCUGGCUGGAAACAUGUAUGCCCAGCCAUCCUUUCUCCCCUUUCCAACUUCUCUUCCCGAAACACUGUUUGAGUUCAAGGUCUUUGGCCACGACUGGAUCUGGUUUGGAGACAGCUAGUUGAUCCUGACCCAUCAUUAGAGAAAUAACUAAAGUACCUCUUGGGACUAGGUUGACCUAGACCUGGAGAUGAGCGUGCUCCCUAAAAUAAAUGACUAUUUAGGAAGUGGCGAGGUGUUGUAAUAAGCUGCGGCGGGGCUGCGUCCCCGGCACCUGGCCGCCCGCAUGGCUUUACCCGAAAUAAUUACACGGAAACUGUAUUCUUUUACACACUGCUUGGCCCAUUAGCUCCAGCCUCUUAUUGGCUAGCUCUUACAUAUUGAUCUAACCCAUUUCUAAUAUUCUGUGUAGUACCACGAGUUGGCUUACCAGGAAAGAUCUUAAGCUGCGUCUGUGUGGAGUGGGAGAAUCAUGGCGACUCCUGACUCAGCUUCUUUCUCCCAGGAUUCUGUUCUGUCUACUCCGCCUACCUAAUUUUCUGUCCUAUUAAAGGGCUGAGGCAGUUUCUUUAUUUAACCAAUGAAAUUAACUCCUCCAUCAGCGAGGGCUUCCGUGUUGCGUGUGUCACUCUAAGCAGAGGCAGCGCCUUCGCAUAGCCUUCCCUGGGUUAGCUCACCUGCACUGACCCCGAGAGGCAGCCAGGCCUCUGCCAGGUCAUAAGAACGUGCUGGAGCCUUGCCAAGGACACAAGAGUAGAGGAGUUGGGGGGCGGAGGCUUGGGGGAGGGGUGUUGCUUUUGAGUUGUUUGUCUUUUUGUUUCUUUUUUUAAUCAUAAAGUACAGAUAAACAGUGUGUAAAUGCAGAAUAUCCACAAGACUACACAGUGGCUGAGGACCUGGCAGGGACUUUGAUUGAGGGGCACUCCCCAGGAGUGAGUCAUGGGAAGCCCCAGGUAAGCAGUGCCUUUUAGGUUUUCCAAAGAACCUUUUCAGGGUUUGCAGCACUGGGUCUCUCUCUCUCUCUCUCUCUCUCUCUCUCUCUCUCUCUCUCUCUCUCCUUUUACACACACACAAAAUGAAGUUUUAGGCAGAAGAAGCAGAAUUAGAUACAUCAGCAAUAAGUCAGCAUGGCUGGGAAACCAAGGCAAGAAUCACGGGUGAGGUUCCCUGUGAUGCUGGGGGCUUUGGGGCUGAGCACAGCUUUUCUAGCCGCAGGGCACUGAUCCUCAGCUUGGGGAUCCCAGGUAGGCCUAACUUGCUGCCCUUGGGGUGUGCAGCUUCAAGCUAUCUGGGUGCAGCCAGACAUGCCUACAAUCCACACCCACUUUCUAGACUGGAGGGAAGGAUUUUUUGCUCAGACGCCCACUCUUUUCCCAGAUAGUCCUCUGGCUCCUCAGCCAAGGAUGUGCAGUUCACAUCUUGUGGUUCCCUCUGGAGUAUCCCACAUGCUACCUCUAACCUCUGUUGAUGCUGAUGCUGGAAGUUAAUGGAACAUGUGGCCUCUCGCUCACCCACUUGAAAAUUAGGGCUCCCUCUCGUCAUUUUUCUGCCCUGGCUCAUUCCCCACUCAUCUUCAUCUCAUUGCCAAGAGGUGGUCAAACAGCCCCCAUGCCGGUUGUCAAAGGCCAUAGAAUGGCUCCUCCCACAGGUAUUAGUGUUUCUUUAGGAACAAGGUCUUGAUUCAAGAGAAAGCUACUGGUGAAGCAUUCAACCUCAGCCUAGUGUGCUCUUCUGGGCUCCUGAGAAAUCAGCUUGGGGUGGGCCUAGGAGCACAAAAGGGCUGUGCUGUCUGUGCAGGGACCUGUGAGGCAGUCAGGGCCUGUUUCCUUCCCACCUGGCUACCCUGUGAGGUACACCCUCCAGUACAUGAAUCUGUUAAGGUAUCCGCUCAUUUACUUUAUAGUAAGAGACAUACCCAGAAGAGAAAAAACAAGGACACAAUUUUGAAACCCAUACAUAAAACAGUGUAUAAGGAGUAUAUUAUUUUCUCUUGGUACAGUUAAGUGUGGCCAUGGGUAUCUAUCUCCGAGUAUGUUGGAUACCCAACUUGAAUACCACUACUUUGGUGCAAAUCAGAAUAGCAUGAUUGCAUCCCAAAUCACUGUUUGGCACUCAGCCUGUAGAAGGAAAAAGUCACAAGGUAAUCCCUGAGAGCUUUGAAUCUGAGAGAUCUGGGGCAUGCAAACUCACACAGUUUAGAUUUAAAUAACUGAGCCCCCCCUCCCACAGGAGAGCUUUCCCUACACAAUAGUGGUUACCGGUGCUGAGAACAGGUACAUUGUACAGAGCGGGUAUUGUUCACCUUCCUUCCCGCAUCUCCCGAAAAGGACAUUGUCAAUACCCAACUCUCUCCUGAAUGGAACUCCUUGAACCCUCAGAGUGCUUCAGUGGUACCAAUCCCAUGGAACCAGUGGACUGUGGCUUGAGUAUUAUUUUUGAUUGGACUAUCAAGAUGUUCUGAUAAUUCUGUUCCAUUUUGAAAAGGAUCUGAGAAAGUAUACAAGUCUAAUUAUAUAUACAUAUUUAUACAUGUGUAUUUUUGUUUAUUGUUACAUUUUGACAUUGGAGUUUCUAUUAAAUAAUUUUUAACAGUU
Molecule: messenger RNA, 10157 nt
Organism: Chionomys nivalis (European snow vole)
Lineage: Eukaryota; Metazoa; Chordata; Mammalia; Rodentia; Cricetidae
Gene: C5H1orf21
Product: chromosome 5 C1orf21 homolog
Exons: 6
Coding region: 510-875 (121 amino acids)
Source: RefSeq, a predicted model, not a curated record